This is a messenger RNA of Nicotiana tabacum (common tobacco), 717 nucleotides long. The record is from RefSeq and is a predicted model, not a curated record. NCBI's taxonomy places the organism in Eukaryota, Viridiplantae, Streptophyta, Magnoliopsida, Solanales, Solanaceae.
AUGGCACCCUAUGAGGCACUAUAUGGGAGGAAAUGCAGAUCUCCUAUUGGCUGGUUUGAUGUUGGCGAGACAAAGUUGCUAGGAACCAAAUUGGUACAACAAGUUGUAGAAAAGGUAAAGUUGAUCCAGGAAAGGUUGCGUACAGCUCAAAGUCGACAGAAAUCAUACUCAGAUAACCGACGUCGAGAUUUGGAAUUUGCUGUGGGAGACUGGAUUGUUCAGAGAAUUGGGCAAGUAGCCUACAAACUUGACUUGCCACCGGAAUUAGACGUAAUCUAUCCGGUAUAUCACGUUUCCAUGCUUUGCAAAUUCUUAGGUGAUCCUUCUUGCAUCAGACCUAUUGAGGAUAUUCAACUUACCGAGGACUUGUCAUAUGAAGAAAUACCUGUUGCCAUUCUUGACCGUCAAAUCCGUAAGCUACGGACUAAAGAGGUAGCCUCAGUAAAAGUGUUGCACAGAUAUCAACCAGUGAUAGUUGAGGAAAUCAUUCUUAAGGCUUUCGAGGUCUCGAAAAUCCUAUACAACUCCAUCGACAAGCCUUGUUGGCCUAGGAUAUAUAUAUAUAUANAUUUCUUCGUCAAAAUCGAACAUGUCGUUUCUGACUCCGCCAGGUUCCCGGAGCGAUGGAAUGAAGCUCCUAUGGGACGUCCACCUUGCCCUAUUGCGGAUAUCAGGGAUUGGGUAGCCCGUCUGUUGCCUGAUGCAGCAGAAACUUGA